Molecule: messenger RNA, 2174 nt
Organism: Cladophialophora immunda
Lineage: Eukaryota; Fungi; Ascomycota; Eurotiomycetes; Chaetothyriales; Herpotrichiellaceae
Exons: 2
Coding region: 425-1900 (491 amino acids)
Biological process (GO): ergosterol biosynthetic process
Cellular component (GO): endoplasmic reticulum membrane
Molecular function (GO): Delta14-sterol reductase activity
Source: RefSeq, a predicted model, not a curated record
CAGAUGCAUCAAGCCCUCCAACUGUGUGGCUGCGUUGCAUUUGAGAUUACGAGAAGUUACUAUCGGAAGAUCGUGCCACUCGACCACAUGGCGAGGAUUGAUUCCGCUGAGGCUUCUUCGUGGCCAGAGAGGCAGCAUUUUGUUGGCGCGACACGCAACACGCAACACGCAACGCGACAGCAUCCAUAGCUGCGCCCCAGGACAAUGAUGAUCUCAUUCGGCUGCUGCACAUCCCGGGCAGUUGACUUUUUUAUUUUUGCUUCGCGCUCCUGCGUUGACUUGAAGGACUGCGUCAAUAUGACACUCGUUUGAUCUCAAUUGUCUCUAUCUCGCUCUCUUUGAAGCUCCCAUCCGUAUUCUUCCUCUCUCCUUCGUCGGCUCUGCUGGUUUUCACCCAACGAAAGCUGCUAGAAAGCCGUCAACAAUGACCGUGAAAGCAAGGACAGAGAAAGCACCAGAGGAAAAGCACGGUUAUGAAUUCGGAGGACCUCUGGGAGCUGCUGGAAUCAUCUUCGGCCUGCCGAUCCUCAUCCAUGCCACCAUCUUCCUAUGCAACGACGUCUCGGGCUGCCCUGCACCUGCCUUGCUAGAUCUCAGAACAUUCAAUCUUGAGAAAUUGAAGCAACAGACGCCGUGGCCGGAGGACGGAGUCUUGGGUCUUUUCGAUUUGAAUGUCAUUCUAUGGGUGCUGGCAUAUUAUGCUCUCAGCGUGGCUCUACAAUUGUUUCUGCCAGGUGAAGAGGUCGAUGGUACAACAUUGGGCACAGGAGGACGGCACCACUACAAAUUCAACGCCUUCAACUCAGCGGUUCUCAUCCUGGCUGGUCUCGCCAUUGGCACUGCUAUACAGGGUGCCGACUUCGUGGUUUGGACUUUCAUCUGGGACAAUCUCCCCCAAGUUGCAACUGCAAAUCUCGUCGUUUCCUAUGCUCAAGCAAUUUAUGUCUACCUGGCCUCCUUCAGCGUUCCCCACCCAGGUCAGCCAAAUCCUGACAACCGGGAGCUCGCCAAAGGAGGGCACACUGGGAACAUGCUAUACGACUUCUUCAUUGGUCGUGAGCUGAACCCACGCGUCACAGUUCCACGUUGGAUUCCCAUUGCGGGCGGCCAAAUGAUUGACAUCAAGGUCUUCAAUGAGAUGAGACCAGGUCUGCUAGGUUGGAUUAUUCUCGACCUCGCAUUCAUUGCGCAUCAAUACAAGGCACAUGGCUUCGUCAGCGAUUCCAUCAUUCUCAUCACUCUUUUCCAAUCGCUCUAUGUCCUCGACGCUCUUUACAUGGAGUCGGCUAUUCUGACCACCAUGGACGUGACGACUGAUGGUUUCGGAUUCAUGCUCGCUUUCGGCGACCUGACUUGGGUUCCAUUCCUCUACAGUCUGCAAGCACGGUAUCUGGCGGUUUAUCCGUUGAGGCUUGGAAUAAGCGGCAUCGCUGGCGUUCUAGCGGUUCAAGGCUUGGGAUACUAUAUCUUUCGAGGCGCAAACAACGAGAAGAACCGAUUCCGGACCAAUCCCAACGACCCUCGGGUGUCACACCUCGAAACCAUGACGACUGAGUCUGGCUCCAAGCUUCUAGUCUCUGGUUGGUGGGGUCGUGCCCGACAUAUUAACUACCUCGGCGACUGGAUCAUGUCCUGGAGUUAUUCUCUCCCUACUGGUGUUGCGGGAUACAUCAUCAACAAGUACCAGAAUCCUGUCACGGGUCACGUAACCAGAGAGGUAGUGCAAGGAGACGCGCGUGGCUGGGGAAUGAUUUUUACAUAUUUCUAUGUCUUGUAUUUUGGCGUGCUACUUGUGCAUAGAGAAAUGAGGGAUGAAGAGAAGUGCAGGAAGAAGUAUGGAAAAGACUGGGAGCGCUACUGCAAGCGUGUCAGGUGGAGGAUCAUUCCGGGCAUCUACUAGAGAGAUGCAAAGAUGCACUCAAGUUUUCGGAACAUUCUCCAUGGAGUCUGCAGCUCGCUCACGCUCCUCAGUUUUCUCUUCCUUUAACCCUAACCACUUCGAGCUUCUUCAGCAUUUCGAUCAGAUAAAACUCCCGUCACGUUCAAAGACGAGCUCCCACUCAAUUACAUCAGAUACCUGGCCCAGUCGAUCCCACCGUUGGGGAAGAAUGCCCUUGGCUAUCUACUGAUCAAUAGGAAAAUUGCCUAACGCAAGGCUGUGAGACUGUUCUCCG